Messenger RNA from Staurois parvus, 595 nucleotides. The record is from the annotation of a GenBank genome assembly. NCBI's taxonomy places the organism in Eukaryota, Metazoa, Chordata, Amphibia, Anura, Ranidae.
GGGGAGAGCGGAUACAGCGACUGCAGGGUCCGGGGAGAGCGGAUACAGCGACUGCAGGGUCCGGGGAGAGCGGAUACAGCGACUGCAGGGUCCGGGGAGAGCGGAUACAGCGACUGCAGGGUCCGGGGAGAGCGGAUACAGCGACUGCAGGGUCCGGGGAGAGCGGAUACAGCGACUGCAGGGUCCGGGGAGAGCGGAUACAGCGACUGCAGGGUCCGGGGAGAGCGGAUACAGCGACUGCAGGGUCCGGGGAGAGCGGAUAUAGUGAAUGCAGGGUCCGGGGAGAGCGGAUAUAGUGAAUGCAGGGUCCGGGGAGAGCGGAUAUAGUGAAUGCAGGGUCCGGGGAGACCGGAUAUAGUGAAUGCAGGGUCCGGGGAGACCGGAUAUAGUGAAUGCAGGGUCCGGGGAGACCGGAUAUAGGGAAUGCAGGGUCCGGGGAGACCGGAUAUAGUGAAUGCAGGGUCCGAGGAGACCGGAUAUAGUGAAUGCAGGGUCCGGGGAGACCGGAUAUAGUGAAUGCAGGGUCCGGGGAGACCGGAUAUAGUAAAUGCAGGGUCCGGGGGAGACCGGAUAUAGUAAAUGCAGGGUCCGGGGA